This is a messenger RNA of Mycetomoellerius zeteki, 918 nucleotides long. RefSeq lists its product as uncharacterized. The transcript has 7 exons. The record is from RefSeq and is a predicted model, not a curated record. The coding region runs from base 1 to 918 and encodes 305 amino acids. NCBI's taxonomy places the organism in Eukaryota, Metazoa, Arthropoda, Insecta, Hymenoptera, Formicidae.
AUGGGAUGCACACGUGUUUGUGUUCAAUUGUGCGUCUACGUGGCGUUCGUCGCCGCCAUUGUUGCAGUUGAUCAAGACACAUCUGAAUGCCUGGGUCCAUUGACGUAUUAUAAGGAUCUCGGGUGCACGCCAAUAUACGACGACGAGGACAAUUGCCCGAAAAGGUUCAACUGUAACCAUAUCAAACAAAGAUCUAGAGAUAAGUGUUACAUCAACGGUCGUACAUAUAAUCCUAACCAAUUCCUUAACAGUAAGGAUUCAAAUGUUUGCGAUGUCUCAUGCAUUUGCAAACUCUCAUUAAGCAAGAAUCAAAUUGCUGCGUUUCACUGUGUGGACCAUUUUAAAUGUACCGAAAUAGAAGUAAAAGAUAGUUGCUAUAUACGGCAAAACCCAACAACAUGUUGCAAAAAUCUGACAGAAAUUUGUCCUGUUAGAAUGGAAGAUAUACCUGUUUGUGAUGUAAACGGUCAUAUGUAUCGUGAUGGUGAAUAUUUCGUAGUGAAUGAAGAACCCGAUUUGAUUUGCAUCUGCCAACCAGAGUACAAAGGUAAAAAUAUUCCACCUUUCUGUAUCAAGCCUAAACAUUCCCCGUGUCUUCACCCUGCAUUCAGUCACAAUGAUUAUUUUCGUCGAAAUUGUGCUCCAGUUUUUAAUGACCACGCAGAAAAGAACACGUGUUAUAAGACGAUGUUAUGCCAUGUUCCUGAUGACGUUGUCAUUCCUAGCCGAUUACCUUUUAUAAUGGAUAAUUAUGCUAAUAUGUGCAUAUUUGGUAAUUUGCUAAUGCAAAUUGGAGACAGACUACAGCCGUUUUCAGAGUAUAUCAAUUGUGUUGAUUGCAUUUGCGAAGUACCGCCUGUACUGACUUGUGUAUAUAUACCGAGAGAUAAUUGUAGUAGUAAGAUUUCUUUUUCUUAA